This is a messenger RNA of Oncorhynchus kisutch (coho salmon), 2217 nucleotides long. RefSeq names its product flocculation protein FLO11-like. The record is from RefSeq and is a predicted model, not a curated record. Lineage: Eukaryota; Metazoa; Chordata; Actinopteri; Salmoniformes; Salmonidae. The transcript has 7 exons. The coding region runs from base 1 to 2217 and encodes 738 amino acids.
AUGCCAGGUGGUCUUAAAGUACAGCGCCUCAUAGCGAUGCCUCAGGUACGUGUGCAACAUAACAGAGUCUUCGCUGAGACAGGAGAAACAAAGAAAACAUUUCCUGUCCCCUACACCCUGUCCAUCCUCACGGUCUCCUACACCCUGUCCAUCCUCACGGUCUCCUACACCCUCUCCAUCCUCACUGUCUCCUACAAUCUGUCCAUCCUCACGGUCUCCUACACCCUCUCCAGCCUCACUGUCUCCUACACCCUGUCCAUCCUCACGGUCUACUACACCCUCUCCAGCCUCACUGUCUCCUACAAUCUGUCCAUCCUCACGGUCUCCUACACCCUCUCCAGUCUCACUGUCUCCUACAAUCUGUCCAUCCUCACGGUCUACUACACCCUCUCCAGCCUCACUGUCUUCUACACCCUCUCCAUCCUCACUGUCUCCUACACCCUCUCCAGCCUCACUGUCUCCUACACACUCUCCAGCCUCACUGUCUCCUACACACUCUCCAGCCUCACUGUCUCCUACACCCUCUCCAUCCUCACCGUCUCCGACACCCUCUCCAUCCUCACUGUCUCCUACACCCACUCCAGUCUAACUGUCUCCUACACCCUCUCCAGUCUCACUGUCUCCUACACCCUGUCCAUCCUAACUGUCUCCUACACCCUCUCCAGCCCACUCCUCACUAUCUCCUAUACCCUCUCCAUCCUCACUGUCUCCUACACCCUGUCCAUCCCCACUGUCUCCUACACCCUGUCCAUCCUCACGCCCACUGUCUCCUACACCCUCUCCAGCCUCACUGCCUCCCACACCCUCUCCAUCCUCACGCCCACUGUCUCCUACACCCUCUCCAGCCUCACUGCCUCCCACACCCUCUCCAUCCUCACGGCCUCACUGUCUCCUACACCCUCUCCAGCCUCACUGUCUCCUACACCCUCUCCAGCCUCACUGUCUCCCACACCCUCUCCAGUCUCACUGUCUCCUACACCCUCUCCAUCCUCACUGUCUCCUACACCCUCUCCAUCCUCACUGUCUCCUACACCCUCUCCAUCCUCACUGUCUCCUACACCCUCUCCAGUCUCACUGUCUCCUACACCCUCUCCAUCCUCACUGUCUCCUACACCCUCUCCAUCCUCACUGUCUCCUACACCCUCUCCAUCCUCACUGUCUCCUACACCCUCUCCAUCAUCACUGUCUCCUACACCCUCUUCAUCCUCACUGUCUCCUACACCCUCUCCAUCCUCACUGUCUCCUACACCCUCUCCAUCCUCACUGUCUCCUACACCCUGUCCAUCCUCACCGUCUCCUACACCCUCUCCAUCCUCACUGUCUCCUACACCCUCUCCAUCCUCACUGUCUCCUACACCCUGUCCAUCCUCACCGUCUCCUACACCCUCUCCAUCCUCACUGUCUCCUACACCCUCUCCAGACUCACUGUCUCCUACACCCUCUCCAGACCUACUGUCUCCUAUACCCUCUCCAUCCUCACUGUCUCCUACACCCUCUCCAUCCUCACUGUCUCCUACACCCUCUCCAUCCUCACUGUCUCCUACACCCUGUCCAUCCUCACCGUCUCCUACACCCUCUCCAUCCUCACUGUCUCCUACACCCUCUCCAGACUCACUGUCUCCUACACCCUCUCCAGACCUACUGUCUCCUAUACCCUCUCCAUCCUCACUGUCUCCUACACCCUCUCCAUCCUCACUGUCUCCUACACCCUCUCCAUCCUCACUGUCUCCUACACCCUCUCCAUCCUCACAGUCUCCUACACCCUCUCCAGCCUCACUGUCUCCUACACCUUCUCCAUCCUCACUGUCUCCUACACCCUCUCCAGACCUACUGUCUCCUACACCCUCUCCAUCCUCACUGUCUCCUACACCCUCUCCAUCCUCACUGUCUCCUACACCCUCUCCAGUCUCACAGUCUCCUACACCCUCUCCAGCCUCACUGUCUCCUACACCUUCUCCAUCCUCACUGUCUCCUACACCUUCUCCAGCCCCACUCCUACCUGCAGUCAUGCUAUUCCACACUACUGAUACUCUCUCCUCCAUGUCCUCCCAAUGCCUGGCCCCUCUCCCUGUGACGGGGUGUGGGGGUCUGGGUUCUGACAGUACCUCAGCAGGAGAGCACGGCCCUGAUGGAUGCCACAGAUGGGCCUUUCCCUCGGAGCUCCCAGGCCCGGCGCAGUGUGAGCUUGGCGGGGUCAGAAGCCAGGCCUCCCCAUGA